CCCCGCUCCCUUCUAGAGGUCUACCACGAUGAAAAAAUACCUUGUGGCAACACUGAAUUUUCUGAGAAUCAGGCCAGAGCAGAGAGGAAAUGAAAGUGAAGAAGAAGAAGAGAAGUUGAUGUUAAUGUUAACCCUAAAAUUGAGUUCAUAGUCCAACUCAUCAAAAAUUUAAAAUUUUAAAAAAUAAAUAAAUGUAUUAAGUAAAUUAAAAGUUGCUCAGGAACACCUAGAAAUGAAUACUGCAAUGAGUGAUAUAAAAGAAAAUCCUCUUGAAAUGCACUGCAAAUAUUACUUGAGAAGGAAGAAAAGAUUUUGCAAAAUGACAGUGAAGAAGGGUGAAGAAUACUGUGGUGAACAUCAAGAUAUUGAUACAAUUUCGUCAGAUAAAAGUGGCAAACUACAAAGAAUCAUUUGUCCAUUGGAUAAAAAACACACCUGUUAUGCUCAUAAAUUGGAAAAACAUUUGAAAAUUUGUAAUGCAAGAAUAACAACAGUCGAAGUGUAUAUUUCUAAAGGCUUUAAUUUGGCUAAAGAUCAAAAUGAACUAGAAGAACCAACUUCGCCCCUUUCAACAUUCCUUGUCCCUCAAAUCCAAAAAACAAUAUCAAAAAUCAAUAGCUUUUAUGAAAACUUUAUCAAAGAUAAUAUUAGUGAAAUGGUUUUGACACAUGAUCUAGUUGAAAGUGAAAUAUCAGCACCAGAUUGUGGAGAAAAUUCAAAGAAACAUUUGAGACAAGUGUCUUCCAUAGUAGGUUUGAUGGAAAAAUAUGAAAUGAUGAAACCCAAUACCUGCUACAUUGAGUUUGGUGCAGGAAGAGGUCAACUUAGUUACUGGAUAGCCAGAGUAACUGAAACUGAUGAGAAAUCCAAGGUAUUACUUAUUGAAAGAGCCUCUCCAAAGCAUAAAAAGGAUAAUAAGUUAUCUAACACUACAGACAGAAUACUUAGAAUCAGAGCUGAUAUAUGUGACAUAGUUUUAGAUAAUUUAAGUGCUAUUUCUGAUUGUGAAAAUAUUGUUGGAGUAACUAAACAUCUUUGUGGAGAAGCAACUGAUAUAAUGUUGAGGUGCUUUGAAAAUAUUAAAACUAAUAGGCAUAAAAUCCAAGGAUGUCUCCUAACACAAUGUUGCCACCAUAGGUGUAAAUGGUCAUCAUAUGCUGGAAAGGAUUUGUUGGAAGAGCAGGGUUUUGACAAAAAUGAUUUUGAUAUUUUGUGUGGAAUGAGCAGUUGGGCCACUUGUGGGGAUGGACUCAGCAGGGAAAAGAGAAAAGAAACUGACCCUCCUUUACCUAAACAGAAUGAAAGGGAUAUGGAGAUGGGAUUGAGUAGAAAAGAUAAAGCAGAAAUAGGCAGGAGAAGCAAAAGGGUUAUUGAUUGGGGCAGAUUAUUAUUGUUUAAGAAACUGGGAUUUCAUUGUAGACUACAUUACUAUGUUAAUACAGAGGUCUCAUUGGAAAAUGUGUGCAUUGUAGUCAAUAGAUAGAAUAUAAGUAAACAAAUAAUUAUUGCUUACAAUGAUUAUCAUUGAAGAUUUACCCUUCAAUUCUCAGUAAAUAGUUUGUUUGCUGCUAAGUGAACACUAAACAGACACAUCAUAGUUUUCACAUGACUAGUGGUGUCCAUCAAGCACCUGCAAAAAAUCAUCAACAGAGGUAUAAUGUCACAGAGAGUGAUCAGUAGCACAAGACUGAGUCUCCUUGUUGUGGAUUGAUUGUGCACAAAAAAUAUAUAAUCUUCACCACAAAUAACAUUGCAACUAUAUCAGAUGUUUGA
Phaedon cochleariae (mustard beetle) is the source of this 1773-nucleotide messenger RNA. The record is from the annotation of a GenBank genome assembly. NCBI's taxonomy places the organism in Eukaryota, Metazoa, Arthropoda, Insecta, Coleoptera, Chrysomelidae.